AUGGCUCCGGUCACCAUUUCCAUCCGCCGCCCGACCGAUACCCCCGCCGUCUUCGUUGCUGGUUCCUUCUCCGAGCCGCAGUGGGAGCUUCUCGAGCUGACGCCUUCCAAGGCCGAGGCGGAAGACGACGCCGAAUUUGUGUUUUCUCGCCAGUUGGAGCUACCGGCGGGUACUUAUCACUUUCGGUUCCGAGAAGGGCCCGAGGGCACGUGGUUCCACGAUAAGACAAUACCGAACGGUAAGCCGAUAAACAAGCCCAGGUGA
Molecule: messenger RNA, 264 nt
Organism: Penicilliopsis zonata CBS 506.65
Lineage: Eukaryota; Fungi; Ascomycota; Eurotiomycetes; Eurotiales; Aspergillaceae
Exons: 1
Coding region: 1-264 (87 amino acids)
Source: RefSeq, a predicted model, not a curated record